AAAAAUAAAAGAUAGAAAAUUAAAAAUAAAAUGGGUAAGAAUAUAUUCUUCAGCCCAAACAAAAAAGCCCAAUCUAAUCAAUAUAACGCUCCUACGACACUCUCACUAUCUUUAGUUCAAGCUUCUUCCCCAAAUUCUUCCCAAUUUCACAAACCCUAACCCUAGAACUCCAAUUCUCACCCAAAUCUCCCAAUCAAGAAUCCAAAAAUGGUGUGCAUUAGGAAAGCAACAGUCGACGAUCUUCUCCAGAUGCAAGCUUGCAAUCUCCUUUGUUUACCAGAAAACUACCAGAUGAAAUACUACCUCUACCACAUCCUUUCAUGGCCGCAACUUCUGUAUGUUGCUGAAGAUUACAACGGCAAAAUCGUUGGUUAUGUGUUAGCGAAAAUGGAGGAAGAAAGCUCGGAAUGCCAUGGACAUAUCACUUCACUGGCUGUUCUUCGAACUCAUCGCAAAUUAGGGUUAGCGACGAAGCUAAUGUCGGCUGCUCAAGCUGCAAUGGAACAUGUUUAUGGUUCUGAGUAUGUUUCUCUUCAUGUUAGGAAGAGUAAUCGUGCUGCUUUUAGGUUGUAUACUGAAACUUUGGGUUACAAGAUUCAUGAUAUUGAGGCUAAGUAUUAUGCUGAUGGGGAGGAUGCUUAUGAUAUGAGGAAGCAAUUGAAGGCGAAAUCGGGACACGGGCACGGUCACGGUCAUGGGCAUGGGCAUCAUCAUCAUGGUGGAGAAUGCUGCUCUGGUGGUGGUGGUGGUGGUGGACGUAGUAUCGAGGCGGGGAAGGCGACCGGUAGCCUUCAGACGGCGGAGUGAGCUUACGAGGUAAUAAUGGUAUUGUUUUUGUUGGUGAUCAUGUUGAAAAGAGUAUUGGUGAAUGCCAACAUAUUUUGGUUGUAAUAAUACUGUUGAAGGUUUCUUAUGAUCAUGUGAUUAAUGUUACAAUUAUUGUGUUAUUGUACUUCAAAUUGUGGUUUAUGAAAGGUUAUUGAUUGAUUUUACA
Molecule: messenger RNA, 994 nt
Organism: Chenopodium quinoa (quinoa)
Lineage: Eukaryota; Viridiplantae; Streptophyta; Magnoliopsida; Caryophyllales; Amaranthaceae
Product: N-terminal acetyltransferase A complex catalytic subunit NAA10-like
Exons: 1
Coding region: 208-807 (199 amino acids)
Biological process (GO): N-terminal peptidyl-glutamic acid acetylation
Cellular component (GO): NatA complex
Molecular function (GO): protein N-terminal-serine acetyltransferase activity; protein-N-terminal-glutamate acetyltransferase activity
Source: RefSeq, a predicted model, not a curated record